CGGGGCGCAGGGGGCGGGGCGAGUCGGGGCGGUCAGCUGACCGGGAGCGGGGCAGGAGCGGGGCCAUGACCACGGCGCUGACCCAGGGGCUGGAGCGGAUCCCGGACCAGUUGGGCUACCUGGUGAUCAGCGACGGGGCCGUGCUGGCGUCGGCCGGUGACCUGGAGAACGACGAGCAGACGGCGGCGGUGCUCUCGGAGCUGGUGGCCACGGCCUGCGGGCUGCGGCUGCCGCGCGGUCACGACCCCCCCUUCAAGCGCCUCUCGGUGGUGUUCGGGGAACACUCCCUGCUCGUCACCGUCUCCGGGCAGAAGCUCUUCGUGGUGAAGCGCCAGAACCACGUCCAGGAGCCCGUCGCCGUGUGAGCCGCCUCCCCACUGUCCCCAGGGGCGGGGGACAGUCCCCCUGCCGUCACCGGGGCCUCGGGGGAGCUGUCCCCCACGUCCCCGGGGCCCCGCGGUGACACCCGCUCGCGUCACUCGUCCCCGAGACCUUCCCAGGUGGACGGUCUCCAACCUCUCUGCUGUCCCCAGGGCCCCACGGCAUCCCCCAGCCAUGUCCCUGCUGUCCCCAGGGCCCGUGGUGACACCCACUCAUGUCCCUGCUGUCCCCCCCAGCCCUGCGGUGACACCCACUUGCUUCCAAACCGACCCCAGCAGACCGGGUCCCCGUGUCCCUGCUGUCCCCAAGGUGUCGCGGUGUCCCCUGCACGUCCCAGCACCCUGCGGCGUCACCCUCCAACUGAUGUCCCUCCACUGAGACAAUAAAUGGUGUCCUGGUCCCCCCCCC
Molecule: messenger RNA, 789 nt
Organism: Dromaius novaehollandiae (emu)
Lineage: Eukaryota; Metazoa; Chordata; Aves; Casuariiformes; Dromaiidae
Gene: LAMTOR4
Product: late endosomal/lysosomal adaptor, MAPK and MTOR activator 4
Exons: 4
Coding region: 66-365 (99 amino acids)
Biological process (GO): cellular response to amino acid stimulus; positive regulation of TOR signaling
Cellular component (GO): lysosome; Ragulator complex
Molecular function (GO): guanyl-nucleotide exchange factor activity
Source: RefSeq, a predicted model, not a curated record